AUGGCAACAUAUGAACAAUCCCCUCAAGACGAGGGCUACAGCGAGGAUCCAUUGACGCUGGGCACCGCAUCAACACCUGUUCCUCCAUGGCUGGCUUCGAUGAACAUAUCGGAGCGUACAGAAUACGUAAUGUCCAUCAUCGAUCAUCUCCCUACUUCCAAAGUCUGCGAGAUAGUCCAACGUCUUCGACCCCGGAUCUAUAUAGAUUUCUUUCAAUACCUACCUACCGAGGUAAAUCUGAAGAUACUUGGCUUUCUGGACCCGGUCUCCUUGAUACAUACAGCCCAAGCUUCUCGCGAAUGGAUGCUGCUGGCUGUGGACCGGAAAUUAUGGGAACAUCUUUAUAUACUAGAAGGCUUCCGAGUAAUUCGCCCAGAAGUGUUGCAUUUCGAAGCCGCCAUCAAUUCCGACAAAUCAAGAUCCAGCGGGUCGGGUGAGGAGGAACAUGCGAGCAAGAGGAGGGCUACACCUCAGCGAAUAUUACCCAACCUACAGGCAGACGAUGACUUUGAAAUGGUGGAUGCGGACAUGGUUGCGCCUACACAAUCCUCAAUAUUUGGGCCUUUAACAAGUGAACCAAAGGACUCAUCGGUGAAAGAAAGCAGUUUGGAUCCUGACGUACAAAUGGCAUCCCCCAGACCCAUGUCCUCACCGAAAGCAAGCAAAAUUUCCAUCCCCAACUAUCCUAGUAGACCUGCGAAUGCUUCACAUAGUCAUCGAAACCACCGAUUAUCCACUGCUUCGACUCUAAAUUAUCCUCACGUCCCGACCCCCGCGUCUCCGAUGUCGUCAUUAGUGGUGGUGGAUCGAAGUGAUGGCAGGAAGAAGCUCAACUGGCAGUAUCUCUAUUCGCAGAGGAGAAAGUUGGAGGCCAACUGGGAGAUGGAGAAAUACACGAAUUUUCAAUUACCACACCCAAAUCAUCCACAAGAAGCUCACGAAGAAUGCAUCUAUACCAUCCAACAUGCCGGCAAAUAUCUUGUCAGUGGCAGCAGGGAUAGAACACUGCGUAUUUGGAAUUUGAAUACCCAGCGCCUUGUCAAACCGCCAUUGCGUGCGCAUACUGGUUCUGUUUUAUGUCUUCAAUUCGAUGCUGAUCCGGAGGAGGACUUAAUAGUAUCAGGAAGUAGUGACGCUACCGUGGUAUUGUGGAGAUUCUCAACUGGUCAAAUCAUCCAGAGGCUGCGGAAAGCCCACCGAGAAUCAGUUUUGAAUGUCAGAUUUGACAAGCGUGUUUUGGUCACCUGUUCCAAGGACAAGACCAUCAAGAUCUUUAACAGACGACCAAUGGAACCUGGGGAAUCUGGGUAUCCAGAUCCAAAUCAAGGUGUCAAUCCAGUCCCUAUACACUUGAACAAUUACGGCUUGAACCCCACACCCCUUUCUCGCCUACCAACCCUACCCGCCUACAGUAUGCUUGGAUGUUUAUAUGGGCAUGGUGCAGCUGUCAAUGCUGUUCAGAUCUUUGGUGAUGAAGUAGUAUCGGCCUCUGGAGAUCGUACUGUGAAAGUUUGGAAUUGGCCAGAACGAACAUGUACACGAACCUUGAUUGGGCACUCAAAGGGCAUUGCUUGUGUUCAAUAUGAUGGUCGUCGCAUUGUUAGUGGCAGUAGCGAUAAUGAAGUCAAGGUCUUUGACAAAGAAUCUGGUCUCGAAGUGGCAAGCUUGAGAGCUCAUUCAAACCUUGUACGAACCGUACAAGCAGGCUUUGGCGAUUUGCCAUACAGCUCCGAAGAGGACCAGGUAGAAGCUAAGCAGAUCGACUAUGAAUAUUUCAAAGCUAUCGAUUCAGGGACUCUUUCGGCACAGCAAGGAUAUCAGCGGGGUCGCCCCAAGAAUGCGGGGUCAAAGAAGCCAGAGGAUAUCACUGCUUAUGGUGCUAAGCUACCACCCGGUGGUGGGGGUGGUAGAUUCGGUCGAAUUGUUUCUGGGUCAUACGACGAGACUAUCAUCAUCUGGCGCAGAGACAAAGAAGGAGUCUGGCGGGCACAACACACCUUGAGACAAGAAGAAGCUGCACACAUGGCAUCAAACGCCGUAGCAAGAGAAGCCGUGGAAAAAGAAGCCUUGGCAAGGUCGGCCGGGAAUCCACCCAGCGAGGAUGAACCAUACUUAUCCAUUCUCCCUAAGAUUCCCAAUACUCCAAAUAGCGAUGCAAUCUAUCGUCAAAUAAUCGAAAUGACAGUCUCUCAAGGCCCGACCGCACUGCGCACAGCCCUACGAGAUUAUCCCCCAACGAUGACGUUUAAACAUCUUGGGGACACAAUUUCGGCUUUGGAAGAAGGGACUACGAAACAUGUCAUGAAGUCGGUGGCGUUGACUGCCAUUCAUGAGUACCGGCAACAACAGGCACAACAAGCCACUGUUGCUGGCCCAAGUGAACAGACUUCGGGUUCGGAUGAUUCUAUUGAGAGUGCGGCAGUGCAAGGUUUGACUGAAAUGGCUCAAGAUACUAGUCCUCGGUCAGCUACUCAAGCUCAAGCCUCGUCUUCUCAGCAACCUGUAACGACGCCCAUGGAUACAACGACAAUUACAAGCACGGCCACUGCGACUACCACCACGCCUGCACCUCAAACUCAACCUCCAACCGCUGCUGCCAUUGUACCCCCAACUGCACACCACCAUCACCACCACCUCACCAACAACAUGGCACGCGUCUUCAAGCUGCAAUUUGAUGCCCGGCGCAUCAUAUGCUGUAGCCAAACGACUGUUAUCGUGGGAUGGGAUUUUGCAAAUGGUGACGAGUCAAUUAUAGAAGCUAGUCGAUUUUUUGCUCCUGUAGAGUAA
Messenger RNA from Lachnellula hyalina, 2787 nucleotides. It is a transcript of the gene BTRC, whose product is annotated as F-box/WD repeat-containing protein 1A. The coding region runs from base 1 to 2787 and encodes 928 amino acids. The transcript has 2 exons. Lineage: Eukaryota; Fungi; Ascomycota; Leotiomycetes; Helotiales; Lachnaceae. The record is from RefSeq and is a predicted model, not a curated record. Gene Ontology annotation, molecular function: protein binding.